Molecule: messenger RNA, 933 nt
Organism: Histoplasma mississippiense
Lineage: Eukaryota; Fungi; Ascomycota; Eurotiomycetes; Onygenales; Ajellomycetaceae
Exons: 5
Coding region: 1-933 (310 amino acids)
Biological process (GO): lipid metabolic process
Molecular function (GO): phosphoric diester hydrolase activity
Source: RefSeq, a predicted model, not a curated record
AUGCAAUUCCCACCAGCAUCCUGCUCCAUCGCAGCCCUUGCGUUCGUCUUUUGGUCAUUUGAUAUUGUCCGUCUGGCUCACGCUGCUCCUGGCUCGCCUGCUCUGCAGAAUAUCCUGAAGAACACAGACCAGAGUGACUUAUACCAGUACAUUCGCACAACUCUUUCCGCCGGGUGUAUCUCAAUUGAGGCAGAUGUCUGGCUAUUCGAUGACACCCUACUCGUUGGCCACGACUUAUCCUCUCUUACUAAAUCACGCACCCUAAAAUCACUCUACGUGGACCCGAUCCUGGAUGUCCUCCGCCGCCAGAACCCACGGAGCCCUUACAUUACCGGAGAAACCAGAAACGGCGUCUACGACACAGAUCCUUUCCAAACCCUCUACCUCUUCAUUGACGUAAAAACCUCUGGGCCAGAGACCUGGCCGCACGUCGUCGCAGCCCUCGAGCCGCUCCGCGCUGCAAACUACCUCACAACCCUCCGCAACAACGACACCCUUACCACAGGCCCCGUUACCGUCAUCGGCACUGGAAAUACCCCACUGAGCCUCGUCGGGCCCGUCCCUGAUCGCGAUUACUUCUACGACGGGCCGCUGGCUGAUCUCCAGAAGGAGGGGUUUCGGGACAUCACAAAGUAUAUAUCACCAAUCGCAUCUACGAACUUUGCAGCAGCUAUUGGCGUGGAUAGUAUUACUCUCUCUCCUAGAGAAGGCGAGAACGAAGGGGAGAAGGACCCCUCGUGGUUGAAUAGCUCGCAAUUAGGGACUUUGAGGGGACAGAUUGAAGCGGCGAAGAAGAAGGGGAUUGGGGCUAGAUAUUGGGGUACGCCUGGAUGGCCGGUGCGCGAGCGGAAUGAGGUGUGGAGAACCUUGUUGAAGGAGGGAGUUGUCUUGCUGAAUGCGGAUGAUUUGGAGGGUGUCCAGGAGUAUUUUUAG